CAAAUUGCUUUUUUUUUUUGACGCAACGUACAAUGUCGCCAUCGAGUUCGCCGGAGGAGGAAGUGCCGAGUUCGCCGGAGGAACAAGACCAUCUGUCCAACCGCCCAAUUUCGCCUGCCUCGGCUACACCAGAGGUGCCAAAGGCAUCCAAUCCAACUCAGGUGGAGGCCAAGGAGGUUCAACUCUCGGACAUUGCACCAAUAAUGCUGGAUGAUACCGACGUGAAGACUAAAAUAGAUGACAUCGCUGAAAUGGACAUUGUAGAGGAUUUUGAUAACCGGCCUUCCAAAAAGGCAAAAAUUUCUGAAUCACGUGUACUGGAACCAUCACCUAUGUCACCAACUAUGAAAACAUCUUCUCCAGGUUCAGAGUGUUUUGAAUCGUUUGUGCCGGAAUCAGAUAAUCAGAUGAAUCAUGAUACACUACCAUCACCUCCAUCCCCAUCUAGCUCGACAAUAUCUCCUGUUUUCCCAUUGCAUGAUAUUAAGGAACCAAAUUCACAUAAAGAGAUCCAAGUUGAUGAGACAUAUGAUUAUCUCCCACAAGACUAUACAUUGACCGACCAUGAUCUAUGUGCUCAUAUAGCAAUAGAAUCAUCUUUGAGAAAACAAUUGCUGGUUCAGAUAGAUGGAAGUUCUGUCUUGCAACAUCAAUUGAUGUGCCUGCUAGAUGAGAAAGAGUGGGUAAAUGAUGAUGUGAUCAAUGCAUAUAUAUGUUGUAUAAAGGACCAAAUACAUCUCCAGAAUGAUAAUAAAGUAUAUUUUGAGAGUCCAUUUGUUACCUCACUAUUUAAACGAGAUGGCACCAUUGGAAUACAAGAAGGUAGUGCCUUCAUGACAGAGAUUGUCCUCGAAUAUAUGCAGCAUGACAUGAUUAAACUUCCAAUAAAUGCCAAUAACACACAUUGGUAUUUAGCUGUUGUGAAUACAAAAAAAUGUGAGGUUCAAGUUCUAGACUCAUUGUGCUGGAAUUCUGACAGAGAUGAUCUUGCUAAUACGCUACGAGGAAUACAAUUUCAUUUGGACCUUCUUAAAAGUCAAAAGUUGGUAAGCGACGAUUGGAAAGACGUUGAUCUUACUGAAUGGAAGAUCACAGAACAAUUACAAAAGGCAAUUCAAAAAGAUUAAAUUUAUGGAAUAUUUCACCGGAUGUGCACUAUCUUACCCAAUUACACAGGAAAUGAUUACUUCUUUUAGGUUUAAGUUAGCCAGCAUACUAUUAUGUUGGAAAACAAACACUGCAGCAAUGACUACAAUCGUUGAAGAAAGUGACGAUGACAGCAAGGGAGAUCCUGAUGAUGUUCAAAUAUUGGAAAGUUUAGAUGAUAUAAAAAAACAAAAACAAAAAUCCCAUUAUCUGUUGAAAAUAAAUACAGAUCACUAAUAUCAAUUCUUUCUAAUAUGACCUUACAUGAGUUAACAGCUGGACUCUGUAGCUUCAUUAAAUCAAUUAAUUACACCGAGAUUUUAGAGAAAGUAUGGAUCCGAAGUUCAAAACCAUAUCCAAUUAGCUUGUCUCUCAGAAAACUACAAGGAUUGCUAAAGGAUGAUUUAUCCAUGGACCGCGAUUGCUUUAAUUUGAUCAUACGGAAGAUUAUGUUGGAUGACAUCCAAACAUCACAAAAAACAAAGCAACCGAUAGCAAAGCAUUAUCUCGACAUGAAAUUUUGGAUGACUACUGAUUUUGGAAGGCACCCGGAUUUUCGUAAAAAGUUAGAUGUCGAGCAACUAGCAAAUUCUGUUCGUAGUUGGCCUGGUAUCAAAUAUAAUGUUUCAACAUGCAAAUCGAUCCAUAUUCCAGUACAAUGCAUUGAUGAAUUCAUUCUAUUCACAUUGGAUCAAGAUACCAGAACAGUGUACAUUUUGGACCCUACUCCUAUUAAUCCAAUGUACCGAUACAACCCACUCGCAAAAUAUGUGAAAAAAAUUAUAUGGAUUUCCGAACAUUUACCAAAAGCAAUGUCAAAAGCAUGCCCUGGGUCUAGAUGGAACGAGGAUAUUCUCUUAUGGCAUCAUAGAAUCCUAGAUGAUAUUCCAGUUUACAACAGGGAACUGUUGGUUAUCUUGUUCCCCUAUUCAUGUCCACAUGGGAAGACGAAAGACCACAUUUGCCAUUUUUAAAGG
This is a messenger RNA of Triticum aestivum (bread wheat), 2123 nucleotides long. RefSeq lists its product as uncharacterized. The transcript is spliced from 12 exons. Gene Ontology annotation, biological process: protein desumoylation; proteolysis. Gene Ontology annotation, molecular function: deSUMOylase activity. Lineage: Eukaryota; Viridiplantae; Streptophyta; Magnoliopsida; Poales; Poaceae. Gene Ontology annotation, cellular component: nucleus. The record is from RefSeq and is a predicted model, not a curated record. The coding region runs from base 33 to 1127 and encodes 364 amino acids.